Molecule: messenger RNA, 789 nt
Organism: Pelecanus crispus (Dalmatian pelican)
Lineage: Eukaryota; Metazoa; Chordata; Aves; Pelecaniformes; Pelecanidae
Source: RefSeq, a predicted model, not a curated record
GGGACAGAUGAGUAGUUUUCUUCUCUCAACAGCUAACCAACAGGAGAUUACAGCAUUGGACAACAAGAUUCAUGAGACAAUCGAAUCCAUAAAUCAGUUAAAAAUACAACGUGAUUUCAUGCUGAGUUUCUCCAAAGAUCCCAAAGGAUACAUCCAAGACCUUCUCCGGUCCCAAAGUAGGGAUCUUAAGGUGAUGACUGAUGUAGUUGGAAACCCAGAGGAAGAACGCAGAGCUGAAUUUUAUCAUGAGCCAUGGUCUCAAGAGGCUGUGAGCAGAUAUUUCUACUGCAAGAUCCAGCAGCGCCGGCAGGAACUGGAACAAUCUCUGGGAGUGCGCAACACAUAAGUACUGCUUACAAGAUCUCAUUGGCAUCACGACCACCAAACCAGUGGACUUUUCAGUGUUACUUAGCUCACUGUUACACAUGGACCUGCUUCCUGACUGGAUGAGAAUGUGCCAUCAACACACCAGUCAGAACACCAGCUUUAGAGUGACCCUUGAAAAUCUUGCCCAUGGGGGUGUCUCAAACCAUUCCAGGCCAGAGACAGCGCCAUACAAGUGUCAGUGUUAAAGAAGAUUAAAGGUUCAUUCAUCACUGUACAUCAUUAAGUUUUAGUGGAAAGUUCAGACACUACACAGCAAACCCUAAUGGGCUAUGCAUAGAAUCAUGGCUGGCAUUGAUGGGAGAGGUUGAGGUGGGUGUUAUAGGAGACUACAGAUUUAGAGAAAUAAAUGCAGUUCUCAUCUGAUGUUACCUAAGAGUCUCAAAUAGUAAAUUCUCUCGAAUU